Molecule: messenger RNA, 701 nt
Organism: Nezara viridula (southern green stink bug)
Lineage: Eukaryota; Metazoa; Arthropoda; Insecta; Hemiptera; Pentatomidae
Source: the annotation of a GenBank genome assembly
AUGGCCUGGUUGGGUUACGUGAGGAAAUUGAAAAAUCAGCAUGAGAGUGUUGAGAGGGGGGGGGGCGCUGUAAAUGUUAGCGACUCAAGGGGCCCCUGGCCAGCCGGCCUGAGGCUCAGUGGCUCCACCAACCUCAAUCCAAAGCCAUACAUCAAACUCGGUCGUUUUUCUUCCCUCGCCCUUAUCGGACUCUUUCAGAGAGAGAGCCCUCGGGGCGGAAAAAUCUUACAGGGAAAAAAAAUUGUAACCCUACUACAAGCCAUCAAAUACAGAUGUUCAGCCAAGAUAGGAUCAAUAUUCAGACGCCAAGAAAGAAAGAAAGUUCUGACAUGGAACAUCGUUCCCAUGCGCCACAUUCCGCAGGCACACCAUCGUCGGAUCUUUUUGCACAUCGAGGAAGAACUUGGUGCAACUCCCGGCUUUCUCUCUCUCUCUCUCGCUCACUUACACGUGCAUUAGCCUACUUCUGAAAUCACGGCUAUGAGGUGGUGGGUACCAUCACCUUCAAAACCAUCUCCUUUAUGGAGCUUCCUCCCUCAGGGGCCAAAUUACUCCUUGAUGGCGUAAUAUAAAAGAAAAUCGCCUUCUCAACGCUAACCGACGAGGCUGAAGUGGUUAGGGUAUUAACAAUAAUGUGAUCAUCUCCAAAAGGAAUAAGAAUAUACAUUAUAUUAAAAUGUUAAAAUUUAAAAAUAUACACA